Molecule: messenger RNA, 1928 nt
Organism: Ilex paraguariensis (yerba mate)
Lineage: Eukaryota; Viridiplantae; Streptophyta; Magnoliopsida; Aquifoliales; Aquifoliaceae
Source: the annotation of a GenBank genome assembly
AGAGAGAGAGAGAGAGAGAUGUCUGGUUGGGAUGAAGGAGAAAUCUUCUACAGUGACCAAGCUCAGUUCCCCCACGGCGGAGGCGGCGGCGGCGGAGGCCCGGAACAGGGGGUGAGUCGGCACACGAUUCUCCGGAAGUUCAAAGAGUUCAUUAGAAAUUUCGAAAGCAAAAAUGUGUUCCCGUACAGAGAAGCUUUGCUUCAAAACCCUAAAUACCUCCUCGUCAACCUCGCAGACCUCCUCAAGUACGACAAAGAUCAAGAAGAUCUCGGCAAACUGCUCCGGGAGAACCCCGCCGAUUACCUGCCCCUGUUUGAAACUGCGGCGACUGAAGUUCUUGCAAGUUUGAGAUCAAGAGUUAUUGGAGAUACAGGUGAACUGGAGGAGCCAGAGACCGGGGAGGUGCAGAUUUUGUUGAAGUCAGAACAAGAUUCAUUGUCAAUGCGAUUGCUUGGGGCACAUUACAUAUCAAAAUUGGUUAAGAUAUCUGGGAUUACUAUUGCUGCAUCAAGAACUAAGGCAAAGGCAACUUAUGUGACAUUGUUGUGUAAGAAUUGUAAGAAUGUGAAGCUUGUUCCAUGCCGUCCUGGGCUUGGAGGGGCGGUUGUGCCACGUUCCUGUGAUCACAUGCCCCAGCCUGGGGAGGAACCAUGUCCUAUUGAUCCAUGGAUUGUCGUACCGGAUAAAAGCAAGUAUGUCGACCAGCAGACCCUCAAGUUGCAGGAGAAUCCUGAGGAUGUCCCUACUGGGGAGCUACCUAGAAACAUGCUUUUAUCCAUUGAUCGUCAUCUAGUGCAAACAAUUGUACCUGGCACAAGAUUGACCAUAAUGGGGAUCUACAGUAUAUUUCAAGCUGCGAAUUCAUCCACAUCUCACAAAGGUGCAGUUGCAGUUAGACAGCCUUAUGUUAGAGUUGUUGGAAUAGAGGAGACUAAUGAGGCUAAUUCUAGGGGUCCUGCCAACUUCACCGUAGAUGAGAAUUUUGCUAAUAUGCAGAUAGAAGAAUUCAAAAAGUUUGCAUCAGAUAAUAAUGCCUAUGAAAACAUAUGCUCCAAGAUUGCUCCCUCUAUAUUUGGCCACGAUGAUGUGAAGAAGGCUGUGGCUUGUCUUUUAUUUGGCGGAUCGAGGAAGAUUUUGCCCGAUGGUGUGAAAUUAAGAGGUGACAUUAAUGUAUUGCUCUUGGGGGACCCCUCUACUGCUAAAUCACAGUUCCUCAAGUUCGUCGAGAAGACAGCUCCCGUAGCAGUAUAUACUUCUGGGAAAGGCUCAUCAGCCGCUGGUCUUACAGCUUCUGUGAUUCAAGAUAAUAGCUCACGGGAGUUUUAUCUAGAAGGAGGAGCCAUGGUUUUGGCUGAUGGAGGUGUCGUCUGCAUAGAUGAAUUUGACAAAAUGAGGGCAGAAGACAGAGUUGCAAUUCAUGAAGCCAUGGAGCAGCAAACCAUUUCCAUUGCCAAAGCUGGAAUAACAACUGUUCUCAAUUCUAGAACCUCUGUGCUAGCAGCAGCUAACCCUCCAUCAGGACGUUACGAUGAUCUCAAGACUGCUCAGGAUAACAUUGAUUUGCAGACGACAAUUCUAUCGAGAUUUGAUCUAAUUUUCAUUGUGAAAGAUGUCAGGAUGUACAGUCAAGACAAGAAUAUUGCCAGUCAUAUCAUCAAACUUCAUGCAUCUGCUCAUGCAGCCAAUGGUGAAACUAGAACCUAUAUAGAAGAUAACUGGCUGAAAAGGUAUAUACAUUACUGUCGAACUGUAUGUCACCCCCGUCUAUCAGAUUCUGCUGCCACCAUGCUGCAGGAGAGCUAUGUCAAAAUUAGACAGGACAUGAGACGGCAGGCAAAUGAAACUGGGGAGGCUGCUGCAAUACCGAUCACCGUGAGGCAGCUGGAAGCUGUAGUGAGGUUGAGUGAGGCACUUGCAAAAAUGAGACU